AUGUUCCAUAAUUUGAGUACUUUGAGGGAGUACGAUAGCAGUUGUGGGAUAAUGUAUCAGUGGCAUUACGAUAUCAAUCUUAGUGAUUGGAAGUUGAUAUUCGAUUUCAAUAGGUUGCACCUGGUUUACCUCAACAAGGAGUCUGAGAAAGAGUCGAAAACCAAGCAGGCGUUGGGCCUGCCAAAGAUCAGCCUCUCGGAGAUCGAUCUCCAGUGGGUUCACGUGCUCAGCGAGGGCUGGGCGAGCCCGCUCAGGGGCUUCAUGAGAGAGUCCGAGUUCCUCCAAACGCUUCAUUUCAAUUCGCUCCGGCUCGAGGACGGGUCGGUUGUGAACAUGUCGGUACCCAUCGUUCUCGCUAUCGACGAUGCCCAGAAGAAUCUGGUCGGGUCGUCUACCAGCGUGGCGCUUGUUGAUGAGAAGGAUGCUCUGGUUGCUGUUUUGAGCGAUAUCGAGAUAUACAAGCACAACAAGGAAGAAAGAAUAGCAAGGACCUGGGGCACAACUGCCCCAGGGCUGCCUUAUGUUGAGCAGACCAUCACUAAUGCUGGAAACUGGUUGAUCGGUGGUGAUUUAGAGGUGAUUAACCCUGUCAAGUAUGAGGACGAUUUGGACCGUUUUCGGCUGUCGCCCGCACAGCUCCGUGAGGAGUUUGAGAGGCGGAAUGCAGAUGCUGUGUUUGCUUUCCAGCUUAGAAAUCCGGUGCACAAUGGACAUGCUCUAUUGAUGACUGACACGCGACGUAGGCUGCUGGAGAUGGGUUAUAAGAAUCCAGUCUUAUUGCUUCAUCCCUUGGGAGGAUAUACUAAGGCAGACGAUGUCCCGCUUAGCUGGCGGAUGAAGCAACAUGAGAAGGUACUUGAAGAUGGUGUCCUGGAUCCAGAAACCACAGUUGUGUCUAUAUUCCCUUCUCCUAUGCACUAUGCUGGCCCAACUGAGGUGCAGUGGCAUGCUAAGGCUAGAAUUAAUGCAGGGGCCAACUUCUACAUUGUGGGCCGUGAUCCAGCUGGCAUGAGCCACCCAGUCGAGAAUAGGGACCUCUAUGACGCUGAUCAUGGCAAAAAAGUUCUCAGCAUGGCUCCUGGACUAGAGCGCCUCAACAUUCUGCCCUUCAAGGUGGCUGCAUAUGACACGACACAGAGUAAGAUGGCAUUCUUUGAUCCAUCUAGGGCUCAAGAUUUUCUCUUCAUAUCUGGCACCAAGAUGCGAACCCUUGCAAAGAACGGGGAGAACCCUCCCGAUGGAUUCAUGUGCCCGGGUGGCUGGAAAGUUUUGGUUGAAUAUUACGACAGUUUGGCCCCGACCGAGAAUGGCAGACUGCCUGAGCCUGUUCUGGUUUGA
Striga hermonthica is the source of this 1338-nucleotide messenger RNA. Lineage: Eukaryota; Viridiplantae; Streptophyta; Magnoliopsida; Lamiales; Orobanchaceae. The record is from the annotation of a GenBank genome assembly.